This is a messenger RNA of Equus caballus (horse), 921 nucleotides long. It is a transcript of the gene PSME2, whose product is annotated as proteasome activator subunit 2. Gene Ontology annotation, cellular component: cytoplasm; proteasome activator complex; nucleoplasm. NCBI's taxonomy places the organism in Eukaryota, Metazoa, Chordata, Mammalia, Perissodactyla, Equidae. Gene Ontology annotation, biological process: positive regulation of endopeptidase activity; regulation of proteasomal protein catabolic process; regulation of G1/S transition of mitotic cell cycle. Gene Ontology annotation, molecular function: endopeptidase activator activity. The record is from RefSeq and is a predicted model, not a curated record.
GGGGGAACAGCAAGAAGGGGGCGGGGUUGAGGGGGGCGGGCCUGGACGUGGGGAGUGAAAGCGAAAGCCCAGGCGGCGAGCCGGGAGACCGAUCUACCUGCUGGAGCAGCAUGGCCAAGCCUUGUGGGGUGCGCCUGAGCGGGGAAGCCCGCAAACAGGUGGAUGUCUUCAGGCAAAAUCUUUUCCAGGAGGCUGAGGAAUUCCUCUACAGAUUCUUGCCACAGAAAAUCAUGUACCUGAAUCAGCUCUUGCAGGAGGAUUCCCUCAACGUGGCUGACCUGACCUCUCUCCGGGCCCCACUGGACAUCCCCAUCCCAGACCCCCCACCCAAGGAUGAUGAGAUGGAAACAGAUAAGCAGGAGAAGAAAGAAGUCCCCAAGUGCGGCUUUCUCCCUGGGAACGAGAAGGUCCUGGCCCUGCUUGCCCUGGUUAAGCCAGAAGUCUGGACUCUUAAAGAAAAAUGCAUUCUGGUGAUCACAUGGAUCCAGCACCUGAUCCCCAAGAUUGAGGAUGGAAAUGACUUUGGGGUGGCAAUCCAGGAGAAGGUGCUAGAAAGGGUGAAUGCGGUCAAGACCAAAGUGGAAGCCUUCCAGACAACCAUUUCCAAGUACUUCUUAGAACGCGGGGAUGCUGUGGCCAAGGCCUCUAAGGAGACCCAUGUAAUGGAUUACCGGGCCCUGGUACACGAGCGAGACGAGGCGGCCUAUGGGGAGCUCAGGGCCAUGGUGCUGGACCUGAGAGCCUUCUAUGCUGAGCUUUAUCAUAUCAUCAGCAGCAACCUGGAGAAGAUUGUCAACCCCAAGGGUGAAGAGAAACCAUCUAUGUACUGAUCCCAGGGCUAGAAGGGACAUAAAUGACCUAUACUUUGUGUGGAUUACCUCCAGUGUGUGUCAUUUAUUUAAAAAGCAUUUAUUGAGUGCC